UGACGGAACCCGGUAGGCAGCACCCGUUUCCUUCUCUAAUACACGCUGUCACUAACAGUUGAACCUUGUUAUAAUGAAGUCGGAUCUGACACAAAAAUAUAUUCGUUAUGUCCGAUAUUUGUUAUAGGCUUAUAUUUUCUACACACUGACAUCGACGAGACACAUUUUAUAUUAGCUUCGUUAUAUCCGUGUUCGUUAUAUCGAGUAUGACUGUAUCUGGUGGCGACGUAUGCACGUGGACAGUGCAUAGACACGAAUAGAUGGUAGAGCCAAACAAUUUUACGAAACAUCCUGUCCUGGCAGGUAGUGACGAUUGUGGCGUAUGGUCGCGGCGAGGUGGCCGAGUGGUGGGUGGUGUAGUUGCCGACCCGGCGCCCUGGAUGGUGCAGCUGAUGCGCGGGCGUAAGCACAUCUGCGCCGGUGCCCUCGUCUCUCCAAGGCACGUGCUCACAGCUGCCCACUGCGUCCAGCAGCACAGGUGCGUAUACCGCGAAGCACAGAGACAGUCCAAGAUGACUAGCGCCGCUGUCUCUCCCUCUUGCACCGGCUGCGGUGGCCAAGUGGCGGUUGCGCCCCCGGAGUCCAGCAGCUUUGUGCCGCACCAGAGGUGCGCAGCGUCAACUACGUCGAUGUUUCGCUGGCUAAUGGCGUUAUGUUGGAGGGCAUUGAGCGCAGAGCAGAAGGCACACUUUGAACGGUGCCCAUGCGUGGCGGCUGUGCGUGCUAAAUGCAGGCCCGAUCUGCGGCUUCGGCUGGCAGAAGGUGCCGAGCAUGCUCCUCGACAGGUGCUCGUGCACGAGAAUUUCGACGCAUCCGAGCUGCGCCACGACCUCGCGCUUCUGGUGCUCGAACAACCGGCGGCUGCGGCCCGCGCCGAGAUGGUGUGCCUGCCCACUGCAAGCGAGGAGAACCACGAGGGCAGGGCGGCCCUGGUGUCUGGUUGGGGCUCCACCGGGUCGCACGAGCAGAUGCAGCAACAGGAGAAUGUGGGAGAGGGCAUCCCGGAACACCGCGAAGCCAUGGUGCAGACGCUGAACCGUGACCAGUGCGAAGAGGCCUACCUGGGCUUGCUGGACAUCACUGACGAGAAGCUAUGUGCCGCGGGCGAUGGCGUGGACACUUGCCAGAUAGCCCAGAAAUUUGAAGCCUACGACGGGUCCCUUUACCAUGGACGUUUUUGCGGUGGGUUGUACCAGCCGGUGGGAAGCCUGUCGCGCUGUUUAACAACGGAAAGUGAAGGUCAAUACAGGGUGUUCCUUAUCAGUGACGGGUUCCACUUCAACGGCUAACCUGCAUCGUUUCCUGAUUGCUCUAGCGAUCGAGCGCCAUAUAAGUUGUGCAUAUAGUGCACUUUUGCUUGGCACAUGUGCUAUUUUUUCUUGUGCAACCCGUCUCUGUGACUCGCCGGCUAUGACGCUGCGGUGCUGUGCAUGAGGUUGCGGGUGCGAAUCCUGGCCGCGGCGGCCGCAUUCAGAUCGAAGAGGAAUGGCAUACCUUCCUACUUGCCCGAUUCUUUAUUUUUUUUGUAAAGGCCACAAAUUUAAGCUCGUGCUACGACUUUACGAAUGUUCCAUAAAGUUUUAUGACAAAUAAGUUCGGUUCGCGAAAAUGUUUAAAGCUCUCUAAAGGUGGGGCUGCUCAAGACUGCAAAAACAAAAAAGCGCAAAAAAGAAAUUGCGAUGCUAACUGCCUAGCCUUCUUGUGGCAGUGCAGGGCGCCAUAUAAAACGGAGAGCACUUACUACUAACAAGCUUGUUCAGAAAAGUUCCUUAAGCAGGCUAAAUCGGCAGCAGCAAAGUCGCUGAAAGAGUCACUGUGACCUAAUAAUAAGCGCAUGGUAUGU
Messenger RNA from Dermacentor silvarum, 1843 nucleotides. RefSeq lists its product as uncharacterized. Gene Ontology annotation, biological process: proteolysis. Bases 261 to 1289 code for a protein of 342 amino acids. The record is from RefSeq and is a predicted model, not a curated record. Lineage: Eukaryota; Metazoa; Arthropoda; Arachnida; Ixodida; Ixodidae. Gene Ontology annotation, molecular function: serine-type endopeptidase activity. The transcript is spliced from 4 exons.